AUGGACAUAUACACAAAUCUCACUGAAGCUCAGGCUCUUUCAUUAUCCUAUAAGCAUAAUGAACUACAUGAAAACUCCCAGGAAUUAUCUUUCUCUGAGAAAGUUGUCUUCUUUCGUACAAGUUUUUUGAAAAACAAAGAAAAACAUGCAGGAAAGCCACAGAAGCACAUUUCAAUGAGAUGGAGGUCUGAGAUAGGUGCAAUCCUCAAUAAAUCCAAAAUGGACUUGAAGAACUCUUACAAAGUUCACUUUAGCCUUGCGGCUUAUGAUGAAGACGUCUGGAAUUCCAUCACAGAUGUUUUUCAUGCAUUUGAAAAUCAUGAAAUAAAGGGCCAGAAAAAAACAGAAAAAUGUACCCAAUACUGUUUUGCAAACUUUUCAAAAGUUAAAGUUAACAGCGAAAAAAUUAUGCUGCUGAAAAAACUUUCCACGGGAAAAAUCACACCCGAAGAAUUUAGGAGCUCAUGCCUAAGUGGAGGAAAGAACAAUGAAAAAACAACUGUCAGUCAGGCUACAAAAAGGAAAUCACAGCAAAACAUUGGAAGUAAACCUGAUGAAGUAAAUGUUGAGGUUCCUUUGAACAAUUCAAAGUCUGAAAAAAGGACCGAGACAAACAAAGAUGAUAAUGAUGAUUUGAAAGAAAAAAUGGAAGAUCUAGGAAAACAGCUUAAAGACACAAAUAGAGAACUUGAGAAUUCCAAACAGAAGAUUAAGCAGCUAAGUAAGCAACUGCAAGAAAUGGAAAAAGAAACACAAUUGAAAGACGCACAGCUGGAAAAUAAAGACAAGCAAAUAAAAAAAUUAAAGAAAAAAAUCAUUGAAAUAAUGGAUGUAAUGCAGAGGAUGAAGGCGUUGGACAACAAAUCAAAGACUAAAAUAGAUGAAUUACAAAAAUCACUGAAAGAGGAAAAGGACAGAUGUCAGCUUGCAGAAGAAGCUGCUGCACGUGCUAGAACAACAGAGAAGGCUCCAGUAGUUGAACACUCCUUGAAAAGAAAAAGUGACACUUCACAGACUGAAGACAUAGUACAAAAGAAAAUGAAAAGACAAGAAAGUGUACAAGACAAGCAACCAAGUGGAUCCUCUGUUAUCAUAACAGAAGAAAAAGAUCUAGUACUGGUAGAGUAUACCAAGGGCAAAAUUUACUUUGCCAUUAAGGAUGGUGAUUUCCUAACAUAUUGCCAACGACCAGUCGGGGUGAUACGGGAUGGACACUUCACACACGCCCCACAGAAACUUUCAUUCACGGUGAAUGAAAAGGAUAGACAAAGUUUUGAUGAGAAAUACAUAAUCUGUUCAAUGAAAGGAAAACUUGUUGGGAAGUGUAUAAAAGCUGACCAGUUAUCCAUUAGCAUAGAAAAUCAAAUGAAAGCCAUUCAUAAGUAUAUUAAUUAAAUGUAAGUCAAAUAUUUAGAAAGUAGAGAACUUUAACCAAGACUAA
Molecule: messenger RNA, 1441 nt
Organism: Saccostrea cuccullata (small rock oyster)
Lineage: Eukaryota; Metazoa; Mollusca; Bivalvia; Ostreida; Ostreidae
Exons: 10
Coding region: 1-1395 (464 amino acids)
Source: RefSeq, a predicted model, not a curated record